AUGUCGCCAGGUCGGACCCAGGAGCUUUUGAGCACCCCCCCACCACCCGCUGCGGACGAUGUACACGAGAACACGUGGUACAAUCAAGACUUUGAUGGCUACCGGAUCUCUGAGUCGCCUCUUUUCACCAAGAGACACCUGCGUGUUGUUUGUGUAGGCGCGGGUGCUUCAGGGAUACAGAUCGCCUAUAAAGCAGAGCGCGCUCUGCAAAAUAUCGAUCUCCAAAUCUACGAGAAGAAUGGAGAUAUUGGCGGGACCUGGUUAGAGAAUCGGUAUCCUGGUUGUACUUGUGAUAUUCCCAGUCAUUCGUACCAGUUCACAUGGGAUAGGAACCCGAACUGGUCCAACUACUACUCCUCCUCGGAAGAGAUAUGGAAAUACAUGAAGGAUGUCGCAGUGAGACACGAUUUGGAGAAAUACAUCAAGUUCAACACCACAAUCGACAGCGCACUGUGGGACGAAGACGCUGGUAAAUGGAAGCUUCAUGCAGUCGGACCCGAUGGUGCUGAAAUCAAUGAUGAGUGCGACAUUCUCAUCUCCGCUUCUGGGGUGCUCAACUCGUGGAAGUACCCCGACAUUCCAGGGUUGAAGCAAUAUCAAGGCAAGCUGAUGCACUCUGCCGCUUGGGAUGAGUCCUACGACCUGACGAGCAAGAAGGUUGCCGUCAUCGGCGGCGGUUCGUCGGCCAUCCAGAUCAUUCCCAGUAUUCAACCCAAAGUUGGGAAGCUUGUGGCCUAUUUGCGAUCUCCAAUCUGGAUAACGCCUGGAUAUGCUGCCAAGUAUGCUGGACCAGGUGGCAGCAACUUCGAGUUCAGUGCCGAGCAGCUCCGCAAGUUCAACGAAGAUCCUGAGGAAUAUGACCAGUAUUGCCGGAACGUUGAAGGUGAACUAAAUCGACGAUUCGCCAUGGUGCACCGAAACUCAAAGGAGCAGGCCGCAGCUCGUGAAGCUGCUGCCAAGGCGAUGGUGCAGAAACUUAACAACGAGAGUCUUGCGGCUGCUUUGGUGCCAGACUUUGCGCUGGGAUGCAGACGCCCGACGCCCGGUCCGGGAUACUUGGAAAGUCUGACGCAGGACAAUGUUCAGGUAAUACACAAGAGCGUCGUCGAGCUGACGGAAACGGGUAUCAUUGACGAGGCUGGUACCCACCAAGAGGUGGAUGUGGUUAUCUGCGCCACUGGUUUCAACACCUGUUUCACUCCUCACUUCAAGCUGAUUGGCCGUAAGCAAGCGGAUAUCAAGGAGCAGUUUGGAGACUUUCCGGUUGGUUAUCUCGGGAUUGCGGCCGAAAACUUCCCAAACUUCAUUCUAUUGGCGGGACCAAAUAAUCCAGCAAGUCAAGGCUCAAUUUUGCCAAUCAUGGAAUGGUAUACUCGAUACGCAUUCCAAGUGAUCGAGAAGGUCCAGAGCGAAGGCAUCAAAUCCUUCGAGAUCAAGCCAUCCGCUGUCAAGGACCUCCAUAACCACACCCAUGAGUUGAUGAAACGCAUGGCGUGGUCAUCAAGUCCGUUACUCCACCCGAUAACAAAGCCGCGAGACGUUGCUAACAUCUUGCUCCUAGCAUGCCGCUCGUGGUUUAAGAACGGCAAGACCCACGGACCUGUCACCGCUGUGUGGCCGGGAUCACGCCUCCACUUUUUCGAAAUGCUGAAGAAUGUCCGCUGGGAGGAUUACAACCUCGAAUACCAGACUGGUAAUAGAUUUCAAUUCAUGGGUAACGGGUUCUCCGGGGAAGAACUCAAACCAGAUUGUAACCCAGUAUGGUACUUCGAUGACUGGUUUGUAAAAUUGUGA
Clonostachys rhizophaga is the source of this 1794-nucleotide messenger RNA. NCBI's taxonomy places the organism in Eukaryota, Fungi, Ascomycota, Sordariomycetes, Hypocreales, Bionectriaceae. The record is from the annotation of a GenBank genome assembly.